AUGUUGAAAGCAGAAACACCACCUCCGGCACCGGCACCUGAGCGUCAUCCCUUACCGGGAUCGAGGCCAAGUCCAUCAAGGAGCCGAGAUUCCUCGAGCACGACUUCGUCGCCCGGUUUGUGCUCGAAGUGGCCCGACCUAUCGCGACCACGAUCUAAUCCAUUUAGUUCUAAAGCUCUAUUUGUUGUAUCGCCGCAGUCAGGCACACUGGUUCCCAGGCACAUGAUGGCUCUAGAAAGCUCACAAACCCAGCCCAACAAUCGCGAGCAGAAUCAGAGUGAGGACCAGCCUCACGACAACGUGGACUACCUCGAUGACGAUGACCUGUACAGCGACCUAGACGACGAGUGGUUUGGGGAACUCGACGAGAAGCGCCCUCAGGCUACGUCUCCGCCUUCGUCUGACCCAGCCGAGCGACCAUUGCGAUCGCCACAGGAAGCUUACCCGGACUUUUUUGGGUCAUCACCCCCAGCUCUAGAUGGCCUGGUGGAUCCUGUUACGUCUUUUUUGCUGGCUUCGACCACAGGGUAA
Molecule: messenger RNA, 531 nt
Organism: Pyricularia grisea
Lineage: Eukaryota; Fungi; Ascomycota; Sordariomycetes; Magnaporthales; Pyriculariaceae
Exons: 1
Coding region: 1-531 (176 amino acids)
Source: RefSeq, a predicted model, not a curated record